Molecule: messenger RNA, 2603 nt
Organism: Owenia fusiformis
Lineage: Eukaryota; Metazoa; Annelida; Polychaeta; Sabellida; Oweniidae
Source: the annotation of a GenBank genome assembly
GACUAACGACUUCCGCUAUUGGUAUUUUUACAAAAUUUCAUGAUGGCCGCACCAGAUGUGAUGAAAAACGUGCAACCCAAGUUGUCUGGAUUGGAGAAAGGGACGAGGACACUGAACCUUGCGGGACAUGUCGGGUUUGACAGCCUUCCUGACCAGCUGGUCAACAAAUCAGUCGCACAGGGUUUCUGCUUCAACAUACUAUGUGUCGGUGAAACUGGUAUUGGAAAGUCUACCUUGAUGGACACCCUGUUUAAUACACAUUUCAACUCAUCACCUAGUACACAUGACCUCCCUGGUGUGAAACUGAAGGGACAUAGCUAUGAACUGCAGGAGAGCAAUGUUAGACUGAAGUUGACUGUUGUAGACUCUGUUGGCUUUGGCGACCAGAUUGACAAAAGUGACAGCUAUAAGUCUAUUGUUGAGUUCAUCGACAAACAGUUUGAGAACUACCUACAGGAGGAAUUGAAGAUAAAGCGCAACAUUCACAUCUACCAUGAUACUCGAAUUCACACUUGCCUGUAUUUCAUCGCACCCACAGGACAUUCGUUGAAAUCUCUGGACCUAGUAACCAUGAAGGCCUUGGACAGCAAAGUGAACAUUAUUCCCGUAAUUGCAAAAGCAGAUACGAUCACCAAAGUAGAACUGCACAAAUUCAAAAUGAAGAUAAUGAGUGAACUUGUAAGCAAUGGAGUCCAGAUAUACCAGUUCCCUACAGAAGAUGAAACCGUAGCUGACUUGAACUCAACCAUGAAUAGUCACUUGCCGUUUGCUGUUGUUGGAAGCACAGAAGAGGUGAAGGUUGGAAACAAGAUGGUCAAAGCCAGACAGUACCCCUGGGGGACAGUACAAGUUGAAAACGAAAACCAUUGUGACUUUGUGAAGCUGCGAGAGAUGUUAGUACGUACCAACAUGGAGGAUCUUCGCGAGCAGACUCAUAACAGACAUUAUGAACUCUACCGAAGAUGCAAACUCCAGGAAAUGGGCUUUUCAGAUAAUGACUCGAUGAGUUUGACAGAGUCAUACACUCAGAAACACACCCAGCAUAUUGCUGAGUUGCAGAAGAAGGAAGAUGAAAUGACGCAAAUGUUCGUUGUACGAGUCAAAGAAAAAGAACAAGAUUUGAAGGAAGCUGAAAAAGAACUUCACUCUAAAUUCGAUAACCUCAAAAAGCAGCACGCGGAAGAAAAGAAAAAACUUGAGGACCAGAAGCGCCACCUGGAGGAGCAAAUGAAUCUAUUUGGAAAGAAAAAAGCUGUCACGCUACAAGCGCAACAACAGGCCCAACUACAAGCCCAGCAGGCGGCAACUAUGGGCAAAGGCAGGAAGAAGUAAAUACACAAAAUAUAGCAAAAGGUCAAAAAGGUCACAGAAUAUUGGACAUUGUGAUACAUACUCUUGAUUUUUAUCGUUAACAUCACAAUGAAUUUGGCAAAUGCAGAAAGAAGUCAAAAUAUACGCAGAAUGUCAUGAAUGGUCACAGAAAAGUUUGCAGGAAAUAGGACAAUGUGAUAUGAAUUUGCUAAUCUGUACAAAUCUGGAUUUUUAUCAUGAAACCUCCAUGGCUUACAGAAAGAAGUUCCAUCGGACAUAUUUUACUGAUUAUAUUGUGGUACAUACUACUGUGUAUUAUAGUUGAAUUUUCUAAUCUUAAGAUGAAUCAACUGAAUUUUUCGUAUUGAAUCAGUAAGAAUAUAGGAUGUGCACAUCUGUCUUAGAGUUAAACAAAUAAAAUAUAGGAUAGGAUACCUGCAUUAGAAAAUAUACUCAGAACAGUAAGAGGGAAUCUUCCGAUAAAAGCUGCCUUAUGACCUGAACUACAUACGAGGGUCAUUCAAAAAGUUUUGAAAUAUCAAGAUUUUUGGACAACCCUCGUACAAAUAAUACCACAGUACAUGUAAUGAAUGACAAGGGAUCACCAUUAUAUUUAUGAAAUUUGUAUCUCAUUUAUUAAAAUACUAGUAAUUUGCAAAUUGCAAUAUAUUAAUAUAUUUAAAUAAUAUUGACUAUUUUAAAUCAUAAGGAGUAUUAAUAUAUUAAUAAUAUGUAAACUGUAUAUUAAACAAAUAUUUCAAAUACUUGAUUAUGUAGUUAAUACAAAUAUAGUUCAAUACCAGUCAGGUUUUUGCCUUAGAAGGCUUCUGUGACAAGACAUUUUUUAUAUUUGACUUGCUAUAUUUUGUGUAUGUCCUUCUGCCUGUCCAUCCAUGGAAUGUGGUAUUCCAUUGGAAACUAGGUCACUUGAUUCGGAAAAUAGGUCUGCUGUUAUCAAACGACAUAAUUGCCAAGUCUAAUUUCCUCCCAAUUUCCAUGAAGAUUCCAUGUAAAUUUUCAUGUCACAGGAAUUUUCAUGUGCUUGAAUUCAAGACAUUGACAGUUAGUUUAUUUUACACUAUAUGCGAGUAUAGCAUAUAUAUAUGAACUUUACUCCAUGUAUGAAGUCAUGGGGGUAGCCAGGUACGAGGCAGACGACGCAAUCACUCACCAAAGUUCUAUAGAAAUAUAUGUAUUCAGGUAGAUAUUUUUGCAACUGGAAUUGUGCAAAUGAAGUCUUUUACUCUAGUUUGGCCUCACCAACAUAAUUUGGCCUCAUCAAUAUUACUUGG